AUGCCAGCUGAGAGAUUGAUCGAGAGCAAAGCUCAGAAGGCCUGCCGCCACUGCCGUCUCCACAAGCGGAGAUGUGACAAGCGACUGCCUAAGUGUUCGCGAUGUUCAGCAAAACUAAUCAGAUGCGACUAUGACGAUGACACGCCGAUUGAAGCGGCGGAACCAGAUACCAAGCUCAAGUGGAGCGAGCCCCUAGCCAUCAGACGAGACUCUUGCGGCCUCGAACUGACCCCGGCGGGCGAGAAGCAGCUCCUAUGGACAGCUUGCCAAAUCCAAGAGCCACAUUAUGCUCAAGUCGAUUCCAAGGGAUUGAUGAGCUUAGUCAAGGACAUCUUCACCUAUGGCGGCACUUCCGUGGAGCAAGUCUCAACUAGAUACUUUGCCACAGCCCACGAUUGGAUACCCGUCGUGGACGAAUCAAAAACCAAGUUUAAUCUUCGAAUUAUGCAGAACAAUCCAGAUGUCUACUACAACCCCCUGGCGUUGUUGUUGUUAUGCAUGCUCCUGGUCAACCAGCAACCCUGCCGCCAUCCUAAUCACACCUCCAACAGCACGCUCUAUCGGACUACGAGGCGCCUAUUCGCACUCCUUAAUACACCUACCAGUGAUACAUUUUCACUUGCAAUACUGCAGGCCGGCCUGCUUCUAACUACAUAUGAGUGUGGACACGGGAUGGCCAGAGAGGCCAGCUCAACACUGGGAUCAUGCUUUGGCCUCAUCAGGCAAUUGGACAUGUCCGCCUCACAGAAGAAGGCCACGGAUAGGCAUUUUGACGACGCUCAAGAGUCCGCUCGAAAGCUGUGCUGGGGCGGUAUCGUCUUUUUAGAUCGAUCCAUCGUACUCUCUUGUGCAGACGGCACGGCCUCUCUGCUUAUUCCAACUAGCGGAAUCCUACCACAGGAUGCCGUUCCCUACAUGAAUAAAGAUAAAUACGCGUUCAUGAACACAACGGUCAAGUUCCGGACAAGAGCUUACUCAGCCCUCUUAAUCGGCGAAGUUAUAAAAGCCGUCCAUGGCGAUCCGGAGUCAGCAGAUUGCGUAGAGGCUGAGAAGCUGCUCCACGACCUUGUCCGGCAGCAUGCAGCGACCUCCCAAGGGGAGUCAUAUCCAGUGUGCGAAGGUGUGACCAUGGCUCUAAGUGCUGUCGUAUCAGCCUACAAGAAGAGGGCAAAACGCCUAGGGACCGGUUCCGGCGACGCAAAGCUCAACCUCGACCUCAAAUUCGCCUAUAACAUAGUGUUCGAAAUGUGCCGAGUUGAGGGGCUUAUUAUGAGGAAAAGGGAUGGGUCCCUCAAUAGAAUGUGUUUUUCUGGGCUGGGCUGUCUCUACCGCGCGGCGGUAGACCUAGACGAGGCCUAUGUCAAGGGGGCCGCGCCCGAAGACUUCGAGCAGCUGCGGGAAAACCUGGAGUGGUUUUCGGGCCAUUGGCAUAUCGCGGAUGUUUUGCUACAGCGGCUGAAUCGGAACGCCGAGCUGAGGUCCAAGCAGGUUUUCCCUGGGUUUUGGUAG
Trichoderma virens Gv29-8 is the source of this 1509-nucleotide messenger RNA. RefSeq lists its product as uncharacterized. The record is from RefSeq and is a predicted model, not a curated record. Gene Ontology annotation, molecular function: DNA binding; DNA-binding transcription factor activity, RNA polymerase II-specific; zinc ion binding. Gene Ontology annotation, cellular component: nucleus. Lineage: Eukaryota; Fungi; Ascomycota; Sordariomycetes; Hypocreales; Hypocreaceae. The transcript has 5 exons. Gene Ontology annotation, biological process: regulation of DNA-templated transcription; DNA-templated transcription. The coding region runs from base 1 to 1509 and encodes 502 amino acids.